Molecule: messenger RNA, 2223 nt
Organism: Grosmannia clavigera kw1407
Lineage: Eukaryota; Fungi; Ascomycota; Sordariomycetes; Ophiostomatales; Ophiostomataceae
Exons: 1
Coding region: 1-2223 (740 amino acids)
Source: RefSeq, a predicted model, not a curated record
AUGUUUCUUCAUUCAGGUGCCAGCCUGCAUGGACACGAAUACUCAAAUAAAAAGCCUGAUCAACAUUCACAGCCCCGUCCUCGACGCUCUCCCCUCCUGCGAUCGGCGUUCGCCUCAUCUCCCCCCAUUAGCGAGACGUCACCGGCCACUACAGCUCCCACUGCAACGUCAUCGCCUUUCCAGCCAACACCCAUCGCCAAGGGCCCGCCGCCUCCCGCCAGCGCUUUGCAAACAAAACCUCGUCCACGCCCGGUCUCUGACGGCUUCUACCCGCGGCGGACGCCUGAACCAGUCGUACGGUUCCAUGACCCUGUAGUGGUGGACAUCCCGUUUCGACGACUUUCCACACCGGUUCGACCUUCUGCCCCCGUACGACUAAUAUCACCGGUCAAGCUCAACCCCCUCAGGCCGCGAGAACAAAUGAGCGACGAUGAGACCAACUACUCGGCGUCAGAGGCCAGCUAUGCCAGCGACCAAGCGUCGCUCUCGGCUAACGGCACCUCGAAGCGUCUGCGCCGUCGCCGGGCGCCUCGGAAGAGCACAGCCUUCAUCUUUGCCCACCCAGCUCCUAAGCUCGCCACCAAGAAGCACCUGCUCCAGCACAUCCGCCCUACACUGCUCCUGCAGAUGCAGCAGCUGUCCGACCGCCGUCCACUGCCCGUCAUUGACGUCUAUCCAGCAUCGCUUAUGGGUGGCAACGUCGUCGCACCGCGCUUUUCCAAGCUGCCACGGCUUUUCGGUGUCAACGGCGAGUUGGGCCUCCACGACACUAUUCUCGUGCGAAAUGGCGACUAUGGCGACCAGUCGCCGGGAUCCGAGAGCGAAUGCGACGACGAUGCCUUUGAGCGACGGCAGCUGUUGGCUGUGCUGAGCCCGCUACGCCGAGAGGACCGCUCCGAAAUUGUCCUAGAAGAUGGAACCGUGUGGACAGCUAUACCUCUGGCAUCGGGCUCGUUCGACUUUGUCUGUGUUGACGCCAGCGGACGGGCCACGACUGCCCGCUGGGUUCGGCGCACCACCAGAGCCGAUCCGGGCACCGACACGUCCCAACUAGAGGCCGAGAAGCUCACCUUUAGCGUCAUCAACCCAGACUCGAGGCGCCACCCCAUCCUAGCGACACUGACCAAGUCCUCGCUAGACGUUCUGGACCACUACACGACCGUAUCCGCAUCGAGCGGCCGAUAUCCACCCACUAGAUCCAGGACAAUCUCGCCAGCACCUGUCGAGGCUGAUGGCAGCAAUGAUGAGGAGGCACACGGAGACCAUGAGACCCACGGACGUUUCGGAUCUGCGACACAGCUUGCCAACGAAGGACGAACGACCCACCCGGUCGACGGAGCUCUCCGAGACUUUAUCUGUAUCACUGCUAUCUGGGUGGCGCUCCAGAUCGGCUGGGCUCAGGGUUCGACGCCACCGGCCUUCCUGUCGGCUCUGAACAACGCCUCGGUCACGACAGAGCACCUCAUCAACGGCGCUGCAAGAGCUGCUUCUGGCAGCUAUCGCCGCCGCAGCUUCCCACCGAAGCUGGAAGAGAGCCGGGCAGAUGGCGCCGCAACCAACGGCAGCGGCAACGGUGAUAUGCGCGGCCGUGGCUUGCUGUCCCUACGGAAAUCGCGACCAGCAUCACCACUGGUAUUUGGCCAGCGGCUAGAUCGAGACGAUUCACCUUACGCAUCGCACAGAGCUUCCAUGCCUGCUGGUGGCCUGCCGACGAAGGCCUUCAGCACCGGUGCUGCAUACAUGCAACGCCGGAAGCAGCUACAACAGAUGUACGACACCAGCGACUCCGAGCGGCCAUCACUUUCCGGCGUACAGAGAAGCAGGGCUUUCUCUCGUCUCAGCGGGGACUACACUCCAGACGCUUUGGCAAAACAGCGGCUAUCCCCCUCCCCUUCCAUUGCGGAAUUUCAAUCAACGGAUGCUUCUCCUCCGUUGUCCACGAUAUACCCGCUGUCAUCAGUAACUGCAGCUGGCGUUGGGAGCCUAGCAUCGCGCUCCCUGUCCCCAUCGACCCCAAUGCCUCGCGGCGGGCGUCGUAAUUAUUCUGCAUACUACCCUACCGACACCAUGCCCACGACUGACUUCGGCAAAGCGGAGCGCCGGACUCUUGGGUAUGCGGGCGAAUCAGAUCGUGGGCUGCGGCCUAGCCUGGCUGUCGACAAGGGACCCAGCACCAAAUGGAAGAAGCUAGGCAGCUGGUUAAAGAAGCUCGGCGGGCACUAG